CUUGACAUUGCUAUAUGAAAAUCUCAAGUUUUAUUUUUGUUUUAUGCCGAUUGCUGAUGCAGACUUAUGAGAUUUCGGUAGACCUUAGUCUUCCUUUUUCUAUGUUCUAGUAGGAAAUCGCUCAAUGUGAUAGUAAAUAGUAAUAUAUAUGUUAUGAAUAGCUCAGCUGCCAAAGUUGGUGAAAUUUUCACAGAAGCAGGUGCUGCUUUUAAUAAACUGGCUGAAAUGACAAUGACACUACAUCCUUUAGCUGAACAAUCUAUAAAUGCACAUGCCAAAACUCCUACUAAACGUAAAACAACAGAUGAACGCAUCUCAACACUUUCUGGACCUAUAAAUCAGAACCCUGGACAUACGAAACAGUCUGUGGGCAUGCAUCAUGUCACACUGAAUAUGCUCAAUGCACAAGAAAAUGAAAUGGAUGUGGAUGACAUGGGUCGUGAUGUGAAAUUGGAGUUUGAAUCAAGCACUGAAGAAGUUGUUACAUAAAUAUAAUUGUUGUGUUUGA
Messenger RNA from Pieris brassicae (large cabbage white), 508 nucleotides. RefSeq names its product chromatin complexes subunit BAP18-like. The transcript has 6 exons. NCBI's taxonomy places the organism in Eukaryota, Metazoa, Arthropoda, Insecta, Lepidoptera, Pieridae. The coding region runs from base 154 to 489 and encodes 111 amino acids. The record is from RefSeq and is a predicted model, not a curated record.